Dovyalis caffra is the source of this 2325-nucleotide messenger RNA. The record is from the annotation of a GenBank genome assembly. NCBI's taxonomy places the organism in Eukaryota, Viridiplantae, Streptophyta, Magnoliopsida, Malpighiales, Salicaceae.
AUGGAGAGCAGCGAGGAAGACGAUGAUUUCCCUUCUAUUGAAAGCAUUACCCAUCAGUCCAAGAUCGACUCUUUGUAUCAAUCUCACACUGAAAAGGGAAUCAGAAAAGUUUGUUGUGAACUUUUGGAUUUGAAGGAUGCAGUGGAGAAUCUAUGUGGCAACAUGCAAACAAAGUACCUGGCUUUCUUGAGAAUGUCUGAAGAAGUAGUGGAAAUGGAGCAUGAAUUGGUUGAGUUGAGAAAGCAUAUUUCUGCACAAGGGAUUCUUGUGCAGGAUUUAAUGACUGGGGUUUGCCGUGAAUUGGAAGAGUGGAAAUCUGCUAAUAGCGACAUUGGCGAUUCUCAGCUAGAUCCUCAAGUUGAUGAACUUCAAGGUUCCUUGCCAAGUGAUGCAGAUAAUCGGAAAGCAAUAUUCUUGGAGAAUAUUGAUGUUCUCUUGGCUGAACAUAAAGUGGAAGAAGCAAUUGAAGCUUUGGAAACUGAAGAGAGAAAUUGUCUGGAGCUGAAAGGUCCUGGAGAUACCGCAUCCACGGAAGCAUCCUCAUAUAGAUCAGCAUUUUUGAAGAGAAAGUCAAUGCUUGAGGAUCAACUGAUUGAGAUUACUGAACAGCCUUUGGUUGGCAUUCUGGAACUAAAGAAAGCUUUAUCUGCUUUGAUCAAGCUUGGGAAAGGUCCUUUGGCACAUCAACUACUGCUAAAAUCAUAUGGGUCCCGCCUCCAAAAGAGAGUUGAGGUUUUCCUUCCUUCAUGUUCUGUGUAUCCCAAAACAUUUCCAGCUACGCUAUCUAGGCUUGUUUUUUCAACAAUUUCGGUGACAACAAAAGAAUCUGGUUUGAUAUUUGGUGAUAAUCCUGUAUAUACAAAUAGGGUUGUUCAAUGGGCGGAGUGGGAAAUCGAAUACUUUGUACGGUUGGUGAAGGAGAAUGCACCCUCUUCCGAGACAGAUUUUGCUUUGGGUGCAGCUUGCAAUUGUGUUCAGGCUAGUCUUACAUACUCCGCAAUGCUGGAAUCACAAGGUCUGAAACUGUCAAAGUUGCUUUUGGUGCUCUUACGACCAUACAUUGAAGAAGUGUUAGAGUUGAAUUUUAGACGGGCUAGAAGGGCAGCUCUGGAUGUGGCAGAAAUAGACGAGAGCUCGCUUUUUUCACCUCGAUCUAUGUCUCCAUUAUCUGCUUUUGCAACAUCGUCAGACAGUGUGCUUGUUGAUAGUGGAAUGAAAUUCAUGGAUAUCAUUGAAGAUAUAUUGGCACAGCUAACGCCCAUGGCUGUCCUGCAUUUUGGAGCAAAUGUAUUAACAAGAAUUUCACAGCUGUUUGAUAAAUACAUGGAUAUGCUGAUUAAAUCCCUACCGUGUCCCUCUGAUGAAGACAAUCUCACAGAGCUGAAGGAGGUUAUACACUUCAGAGCUGAAACCGAUUCAGAGCAGCUUGCGCUUUUGGGAUUAGCAUUUACUAUUCUGGAUGAACUUUUACCACUUGCUGUAAUAAAAGUUUGGAAUGUAAAUAAUGAAACCAAGGAGCAGGAAAGUGAAAAUAUUGUGCCUAAUGCUAGCAUUACGGCAGAAUUGAAGGAAUGGAAGCGCAACCUUCAGCAUUCUUUUGACAAGCUUAGAGAUCACUUCUGUCGGCAAUAUGUUCUGAGUUUCAUCUAUUCAAGAGAAGGAAAAACACGAUUAAAUGCACUAAUUUAUUUGAGUGGGGAAGGGGAGGAUUUGUAUUGGGACUCUGAUCCUCUUCCGUCAUUACCAUUUCAGGCAUUAUUUGCAAAGCUUCAGCAAUUAGCAACUGUGGCUGGAGACGUAUUGCUUGGGAAAGAGAAAAUACAGAAAAUUUUGCUUGCUAGGCUAACUGAGACUGUUGUGAUGUGGCUGUCUGAGGAGCAGGAAUUCUGGGACUUGUUUGCAGAUGAAUCAGUUCCACUUAAGCCACUUGGUUUGCAGCAGUUGAUUCUUGACAUGCAUUUCACUGUUGAAAUUGCCCGAUUUGCUGGUUACCCAUCUCGACAUGUGCACCAGAUUGCGUCAGCCAUAAUUGCUCGAGCAAUCAGGACCUUCUCAGCUAGAGGCAUAGACCCACAAAGUGCCCUGCCCGAGGAUGAAUGGUUUGUUGAAACUGCAAAGACAGCCAUCAACAAACUUCUGUUAGGAACGUCUGGGUCAGAAGCAUCUGAGAUCGAUGAGGACCAUAUUAUCAUACAUGAUGAAAUGGUUUCAGACUUCGACGAGACCGCUUCUUCCCUUUCGUCAGUAGAAUCAUUUGAAUCUUUUGCUUCUGCAAGCAUGGGUGAACUAGAUAGUCCCGUGUAUUUCACCGAUCCAGAGGGCUGA